AUGAAAAGAUAUGUCUGCCUAAACAUGAAUAGAGAGGACACAUUCAUACAAUUGCAGUCAAAUGCAAAAAAAAAACCUGGAAGACAAGGGUGCCCAUAUUUAUUAAAGAAAUUUCCCCUUUGGACCACCAUUGGACUGUAUCAUGAUUCUAUCAUCAUGACUCUGUGUAGUCCUGGUCUCCCAUUAACCCAAAAUGGAGAUGCUGAAUUGAAUACAUUGAGGAAAUCCAUGGUUCACGAGGCUCAAAAUGGCAAUGUCCGUCUAAGGAUUCAACACGCAAGGAAUUAUGCAGUUUCCCAGGCGCAGCAAGAUGGUUGCACUGGAAACUUUAAAAGUAUUAUCUUGUUCCUGUGAUUCCAACUUGUGCAGAGCUUGAUGGAUGAGACUUCUGGUUGUAUCCUAGUAAAACUCCUCCUAGAGUGGAAGUACGCCCAAAUCAAGUUUUUUAUCUGUAUAUUGUAGUAUUCUAUACAGUAUCUUAUGUUGUAGAAUCUGCUAACUAGAUAUCUUGAAUAUUAGCUUGAAUACUAGUUGGCCUUAUUCAAUACUAUUCUGCCAUAGGAAGUCUGUGCAGAAAAUUUUAACAUGACAA
Molecule: messenger RNA, 592 nt
Organism: Salvia splendens (bonfire salvia)
Lineage: Eukaryota; Viridiplantae; Streptophyta; Magnoliopsida; Lamiales; Lamiaceae
Exons: 3
Coding region: 1-354 (117 amino acids)
Source: RefSeq, a predicted model, not a curated record